AUGGCCUCGACACCACCUGUAGCCAUGAGCAUCCUCGAUGCAAUCGGCAACACACCGGUUAUUAGACUGAAUCACAUCGUUCCUGAUGGAUCUGCAGACGUCUACAUAAAACUCGAAUUUUAUAACCCAACAGGGUGCUACAAAGAUCGGAUGGCGUGGUCCAUGAUUGACCAAGCAGAACAACGUGGAGAUUUAAAGCCAGGCAUGACAGUUGUGGAAGCCACUGGUGGUAGCACCGGAUCUUCACUUGCAUUCAUCUGCGCUUUAAAGGGCUACAAGUUUGAAGUGGUGUGCUCCGAUGCUUUUUCCGUUGAGAAACUGCGUACAAUCACUACACUUGGGGCGAAGCUUGAUAUCAUACAUAGCCCUACCGGCAAAGUUACAGCCGACCUGAUGCCCUCUAUGAUACAGCGUGCAAAGGAAAUCGGCGAAAAAGAAGGGUAUUACUACACGAACCAGUUCAAUAACCGGGAUGCUCUUAUUGGAUACGAAGGCAUUGGUCAUGAACUAGUCAAACAAUUCCCCAACGGCAUUGACGCAUUCUGUGGCGCCAUUGGCACCGCUGGGAUGGCGAUGGGCACUGCACGGGUGUUUAGAUCCAAAUUGCCCUCUACGAAAAUUGUCAUUAUGGAGCCAGCCUCAGCGCCACACAUCACCAAAGGCCAAACCGGAGCACAUAGUGUCGAAGGCAUUGCAGUUGUCAGCCGUCCGCCUCAUCUUGACGAGGCCUUGUAUGACGAAGCUCGCGGUAUUGACGAAGACAAAGCGCGCGCCAUGUGCCGCCUCCUCGCCCGAAAGGAAGGGUUGCUUGUCGGCACAUCCACAGGUAUAAACGUUGUCGCUGCCCUAGAACUUGCAAAAGAAUUGGGUCCUGGCAAGACAGUGGUUACUGUUGCGGUUGAUACUGGUUUAAAAUACUUGAAUGGCAAUUUGUUCCAGGGAGCAGGCAUAAUCGGCUUAGAUGUUGCUUUUGCCCUUUCUGAGCGUGGAUUUGGCCCUUCCAUUACCGUCAUUGCGGAAUAUCUGCCCGGAGACAUCGCCCCUCUGGCGGGUUGUAACUAUUCCGGGGUAUCUGGCUCGUCUGAAGGUCAGUUACGAUGGGAUCGAUUGGGCUAUUCACAUCUUGCCAAGCUGGCAGCAGAGAGAGGUGACGAAGCUUACGUUGUCCGCACACCAAGUACCGAAUUCUGGGAUGAAGGUAUUCCUGAUAAUAAACUUGAUGAUAUUAGAGAUUACCUCGAGGAUUUUGUGGUCCUCCCGGCAGAAAGCCUUCCUGAUGGCGUUCAAUCCGGUAUAUCUUUCACAACCUUGACCGUCAAUGCGCCUAAACAUUUAGAAUUUCUCGUCCAAUCACUCGAAAACCUUGGUGUCACAUUUGUACGACAGAAACUUCCACAUAUACACGCGCCUUUCGAGAGUGUAGGAGACUCUAAAUGUUAUCCAACACGCGGACAAGUAGUCCAUGUUAAGGCACCACACAUCAAGUACAACAUCAUGAGGCAUGGCAAAGACUAUUUCACUCAUGUUAUUCCACGACCAAUGUCCGACGGCACUGUGAUACUGGGAGGCUCCAGGCAUCCUGCUAAUAGUGAUACUAACGCUUACUCGAAUGAAACUGAAUCCAUCCUCGCACGCACACGACAGCUGUGUAAAGAGCUCGACCAACAGCCAUUCGAAGUACUUGGUGCUUUUGCGGGCCUCCGUCCAUCAAGACAAGGAGGGCCUCGAAUCGAGCGCGAAGAGAUAAUCGUAAACGACAUUAAGCGUGUUCUCAUCCACAACUAUGGGGCAGAUGGUACGGGAUUUCAGGCUGGAUACGGCAUGGCGACUGACGCUGCGAAUAAAGCCCAGGAUAUGUUAAGUGAGAUUUUAGCUACUACUAGUAACAAUAUCGGUGAUCAUAUGAAGGUGUGA
Trichoderma harzianum CBS 226.95 is the source of this 1914-nucleotide messenger RNA. RefSeq lists its product as hypothetical. Lineage: Eukaryota; Fungi; Ascomycota; Sordariomycetes; Hypocreales; Hypocreaceae. The record is from RefSeq and is a predicted model, not a curated record. Gene Ontology annotation, biological process: L-cysteine biosynthetic process. Bases 1 to 1914 code for a protein of 637 amino acids. Gene Ontology annotation, molecular function: oxidoreductase activity. Gene Ontology annotation, cellular component: cytoplasm. The transcript has 6 exons.